Molecule: messenger RNA, 6684 nt
Organism: Heterocephalus glaber (naked mole-rat)
Lineage: Eukaryota; Metazoa; Chordata; Mammalia; Rodentia; Bathyergidae
Gene: Adcy7
Product: adenylate cyclase 7
Biological process (GO): adenylate cyclase-activating G protein-coupled receptor signaling pathway; cAMP biosynthetic process; intracellular signal transduction
Cellular component (GO): plasma membrane
Molecular function (GO): adenylate cyclase activity
Source: RefSeq, a predicted model, not a curated record
GCUGACUCAGAAGAGACUUCUUGCUCGCCCAGACUGGGUGCCUCAGAGACAGAGCAGAUGUUUUCCCUGCCAACUCUAGGGCCCCUGCCUGGGCUACAGGGGCCAUUCCCAGGUUACAUACCUACUUUCUUACGCACGCUUUGUCCUGGUGCCAGCCAAGGCCAGGUCAAGAAGGCCUGUGCCAGCACGGGCGGUGGGCGGGCGGUUCCCACCGCCGGACCCUCUCGAGGGGGCCAGCCCUGAGUCAGACACGAGGUUGGGACGGAGGCGUCCUCGUCUUGGCGGGAGGGCACUAGCCCGCCGUCUGGGGAGCCUUCCAGAAACAGGCGUUCCUGCAGGGCGGGGGAGGUCUGGAGCAGACGCAGCUGAAAUAGUUUGCUAGAAAGUGUUUCCCGGCGGCGGGGCCGCGUUGGCUCCGGGGGCACGUGCGCGGGACUUGGACUGCGGACGCAGUGCGGAUGCAGCUCGCUCACCGGCGGCGCUGGAGCCGGAUGUGAAGCCCUCUGGGGCUUUGCUUCUGACGCCUGCCUCCUGACCUCAUUUCCUCCAAAGCUGGGCACAAGAGCUGCUGGUGGGCCCCUGGCUGAAUCCAGCAAGGUGGCCUCAGGUGGACCUGCCUGUGUCACCCACAGAGCUGAGGACCCCAAGAGUCUGGUCAGCCUGAUCUGGACUCCAACGGCACAGUGAGCGGGCCUAGUGUUGUCCAUGGAGCUGCAGGCCCGGGCUCUCCAGCCAGAGGCCUAGGCCCACAGAGGACAGUGCCGCCCGGCAGAUGCCCCCAGGCUGCGGGAGAAGAGCGCCAGCGGUGGAGGAUGCCGGCCAAGGGGCGCUACUUCCUCAAUGAGGGCGAGGAGGGCCCGGACCAGGCCGCGCUCUAUGAGAAGUACCGCCUCACCAGCCAGCACGGGCCGCUGCUGCUCCUGCUCCUUGUGGUGGCCAUUGCCGCCUGUGUGGCACUCAUUGCCAUCGCCUUCAGCCACGGGGACCCCUCGGAGAACCAGGCUGUCCUGGGCACGGUGUUUGUGACACUGGCUGUGUUCGUGGGUCUCUAUGUGCUGGUGUACGUUGAGUGCCUGGUCCGGCGGUGGCUCCGGGCCUCAGCGCUGCUCACCUGGGCCUGCCUGGUGACACUAGGCUACGUGCUGGCCUGGAGCGCCUGGAGGAGGGCGGCCUGUGCGUGGGCACAGGUACCCUUCUUCCUGUUUGUGGUCUUCGUGGUGUACACGCUACUGCCCUUCAGCAUGCAGGUGGCCAUCGCUGUGGGUGUGGUCUCCACUGUCUCCCACCUUGUGGUGUUUGGCACCCUCAUGGGUGGCUUCGCUGUGCCCAGCGUUGGGGUAGGGCUGCAGCUGCUGGCCAAUGCUACCAUCCUCCUGUGUGGGAACUUGACAGGUGCUUUUCACAAGCACCAGAUGCAGGAUGCCUCCCGGGACCUCUUCACCUACACGGUCAAGUGCAUCCAGAUCCGUAAGAAGCUGCGUAUUGAGAAGCGCCAGCAGGAGAACCUGCUGCUGUCAGUGCUGCCAGCCCACAUCUCCAUGGGCAUGAAGCUGGCCAUCAUUGAGCGACUCAAGGAGGGCGGGGACCGCCGCUACAUGCCUGACAACAACUUCCACAGCCUCUAUGUCAAGCGGCACCAGAAUGUCAGCAUCCUCUACGCAGACAUCGUGGGCUUCACGCAGCUGGCCAGCGACUGCUCCCCCAAGGAGCUGGUGGUAGUGCUGAAUGAGCUCUUCGGCAAGUUUGACCAGAUCGCCAAGGCCAACGAGUGCAUGCGGAUCAAGAUCCUGGGCGACUGCUACUACUGUGUGUCGGGCUUGCCCGUGUCCCUGCCCACCCACGCCCGGAACUGUGUGAAAAUGGGGCUGGACAUAUGCGAGGCCAUUAAGCAGGUGCGGGAGGCCACAGGCGUGGACAUCAGCAUGCGCGUUGGCAUCCACUCGGGGAACGUUCUGUGUGGGGUCAUCGGGCUGCGCAAGUGGCAGUACGACGUGUGGUCCCACGAUGUGUCCCUGGCCAACAGGAUGGAGGCAGCUGGAGUCCCUGGCCGGGUACACAUCACAGAGGCGACACUGAGCCACCUGGACAAGGCCUACGAGGUGGAAGACGGGCAGGGCCAGCAGCGGGACCCCUACCUGAAAGAAAUGAACAUCCGGACCUACCUGGUCAUCGACCCCCGGAGCCAGCAGCCGCCACCACCCAGCCAGCACCUCCCCAAGCCCAAAGGGGAUGCAGCCCUGAAGAUGCGGGCUUCAGUGCGCAUGACCCGCUACCUUGAGUCCUGGGGUGCCGCACGGCCCUUUGCGCACCUCAACCACCGCGAGAGUGUGAGCAGUAGUGAGACCCCUGUUCCCAACGGGCGGAGACCCAAGGCCAUUCCUCUGCGGCGCCACAGGACCCCCGACAGGAGCACGUCCCCCAAAGGGCGUUCAGAGGAUGACUCCUACGAUGAUGAGAUGCUGUCAGCCAUUGAGGGUCUCAGCUCCACACGGCCCUGCUGCUCCAAGUCGGACGACUUCUACACCUUUGGGCCCAUCUUCCUGGAGAAGGGCUUUGAGCAUGAGUACCGCCUGGCAGCCAUCCCCCGGGCCCGCUAUGACUUUGCCUGUGCCAGCCUUGUCUUCCUCUGCAUCCUGUUUGUCCACAUCCUGCUGAUGCCUAGGAUGGUGCCUCUGGGCGUGUCCUUUGGGCUGGUGGCUGGCCUGCUGGGACUGGUGCUAGGCCUAUGCUUUGCUUCGGAGUUCAUGAGGUGCUGCCCGACCCAGGGGAUGCUCAAGGCCAUCUCUGAGAGGGUGGAGACUCGGCCCCUGCUGAGGCUGUCCCUGGCUGUGCUGACUAUCGGCAGCCUGCUCACUGUCGCCAUCAUCAACCUGCCCCUGAUGCCUGACCAAGCCCUGGGGGUGCCCGGAGGCAAUGAGACUUCGAGGAGCAGUGAGCUUCUCCCGUAUUAUAGCUGUACUUGCAUCCUGGGCUUCAUUGCCUGCUCUGUCUUCCUGCGGAUGAGCCUGGAGCUGAAGGUCCUGCUGCUGACAGUGGCGCUGGUGGCCUACCUGGUGCUCUUCAAUCUCUCUGCAUGCUGCAGCCGCAGCCUGGGCAACCUCACUGACACCGACUGCCCAGGCAACCUCACCAAGACCAACAGAACCCCCAGUGGCCACUGCUGUUCAGCGAGGGAUCUGAAGACCAUGAUCAACUUCUACCUGGUCCUGUUCUACAUCACCCUUGUCAUGCUGUCCAGACAGAUUGACUAUUACUGCCGCUUGGACUGUUUGUGGAAGAAGAAGUUCAAGAAGGAACACGAGGAGUUUGAAACCAUGGAGAAUGUGAACCGCCUCCUCCUUGAGAAUGUGCUGCCAGCCCACGUGGCUGCCCACUUCAUUGGCGACAAGCUAAACGAGGAGUGGUACCAUCAGUCCUAUGACUGUGUCUGUGUCAUGUUUGCGUCCGUGCCGGAUUUCAAAGUGUUCUACACAGAGUGUGAUGUCAACAAAGAAGGGCUGGAGUGUCUGCGCCUGCUAAACGAGAUUAUCGCUGACUUUGAUGAGUUGUUGCUAAAGCCCAAGUUCAGUGGUGUAGAGAAGAUCAAGACCAUCGGGAGCACCUACAUGGCAGCGGCAGGGCUCAGUGUCCCCUCAGGGCAUGAGAACCAGGACCUGGAGCGGCAGCAUGCCCACAUCGGGGUCCUGGUGGAGUUCAGCAUCGCCCUGAUGAGCAAGCUGGAUGGCAUCAACAGGCAUUCCUUCAACUCCUUCCGCCUCCGAGUUGGCAUAAACCAUGGGCCUGUGAUUGCUGGAGUGAUUGGGGCACGAAAGCCUCAGUAUGACAUCUGGGGGAACACAGUAAAUGUUGCCAGCCGCAUGGAGAGCACUGGAGAACUUGGGAAAAUCCAGGUUACUGAAGAGACAUGCACCAUCCUCCAGGGCCUGGGUUACUACUGUGAGUGCCGGGGACUGAUCAACGUCAAAGGCAAAGGCGAGCUUCGGACGUACUUUGUGUGCACAGACACUGUCAAGUUUCAGGGGCUGGGGCUGAACUGAAGGCUUCUGGAGGGGUCAGAACAUGGUGAGAAGCUGGCUUCCUCCCAGAGCAGGUCAAGAAGCUGGUCCCAUGCCAGUUGCAAAGGCCGUGGAUGGUUCUGGCCAUCACCACCCCCCAGCAGAUGGCUGUGCAUGGCUGCUAGGGAUUUGCACCAGAGGAGUCUCAGUCACAUGCACCACAUCCUGCUUGAAGCAACUGCUUAGCUAUAGCACAUGGUGCAGCCAGAACCUCUGUGCUGUCACUUGAAAGUUUCCAGGUCAGCUGGAAGAUGAUUCCUGGGAUGCUGAUGCCACUGUGCUGGUGGCUGGAAUUUUGUUCCCAGGUGCUGUGGAGGUGAUCUUAGACCAUGACUAAGACAGACAUCCACCUUGGCAGCCUGUGAGCACGCACAAGGGAGACUCACCUUUUCUAGGUCAAAGGAGGACUAAGCCAAGUUCUCUAGCAUGGGUUGGAGCCUCCCUUCUCCCUAGCAAGACAAGCCAUGGGAGGCUGAAUUUCUCACAUAGGUGUGGAAUUGGAAAAGGGUAUUUUACAAAUGGUUUCAACCAGUAGAGAAAAAACUCACAGUGGGCACUUGUUACUUCUUGUCAUCUCUGGGAUGUGUUUUAAAUAGAUACAUUCUUAAUAGGGGUUUUAAUCUUGUUAAUGACUUCUUAGAUACUGGACAAAAAUCUCCAGGGUACGUGUAAAUAGGACUACUGUCCAGUGUCCAUCAAUGGGAUUAGCUGGCUGUGGGGGAAUGGGGCUCACAGCAAGAAGGCAAGGAGCAGUGAACCUUGGCUCUGAGUCAGGCAGCUGUGAUGGAAGCCCCCUGGGAACAUGUUCAGUACGCUGAAAACUUAAGAGCAAGGAACCACCUUUUAGUUCUGCCCUGACUACUUCUGCACUUCUGAGGUUGCCCUGCAUUUUUAACUAUCUCGUGUUAUUUCAGUGGGAAGCAAUGGAGACCAUGUGGAGAGACCUUGGACAAGCUGCACUACAUCUUUCCUUUUCUUUAGUCUUCAUGUAGCUGGCUCUGGAGAGCUUCAAAACUAGAAGGAUCUACUCAGCAAUAGAUGUAUCAAGGUUCCCCCACCCAGGAAGCCAGGUUCUGACAGAUGAGAUAUUUUCUCUGAACCCAAAUGAGUCAAGGUAAAAAGCUGGCUUUGAGAUGGUAUCUUACCAUGGUUCAGCUCCAUAGAGAGCUGGAAGAAGUCAAACCAAACUGCCUGCCUGUUCCUUUUCUGAACUGACUUCACUGCUGCCAGAGCAUCUACUGGUAACACCACUAAAUGUCACUACAUCGAAGGGAUUCAUAGCUAGCAGCCAGCCAUGAGCCCCCUGAAGUUAUACAGAAAAUCUUGCAGAAGCCUUCAAAAGAUUAAUUAUACAGGGCUGCAGCGGCCAUGAUGAACUGCCACCCUUGCUGCAGAAUAGUGUGCAGGCAGGGGUGGUGGUCGAAAUGGGCCUGUGUGCUUGUCUCACCAGCCUGAGGAAGGGGGGCUGAUUCUAAUUUGCAAAAUGGUGCUGCAGCCCUGCUAUGUCAUAUGCAACUGAAAUCAGUAGGCAUUCAAAACACUUGCUCUGUAAAGGAAUUCUAUGGCAAAAAUCCCAGCAAGCCUUGCCUAAAUUGCUUUUUUCUACACCCCUUUUUCACAUAAAGGGCCAACUUCAGGGGAGUAUUGGACUGCAAUCUGUGCUCUCCCAAUUAAUAGGCCAGGGCUGCCCAGCUGGGGGCUCCUGGGGUAGGAGGGCUCCUGUUGCUGACAUAAGGUAAACAUGGAUCAGUGCAUGGGCUUCUCGAGCUGUGUUUCUACUCUUGCAACAUUCAAGGUACUCUCUUCCUUCGGUAGAAGUCCCAGCAAGUAGUUUUGUUUUGUUUGGUACCGGGGAUCGAACUUGGGACCUUGCGCUUGUGAGGCAGGCAGCGGAACCACUGAACUAAAUCUCUGGCCCCCCAGCAAGUAGUUUUAAAAAUUGGUCACCACUCAUGCAUUUUAUCCUCAUUUAAAGCACCGUGCUCAGAUAAUGUUUUAUAAGUUUUUAGUUUUCAAUGUUCAAAUUAUAGUUUAACUGACCAUAAGAAUCACUUGUUUCUUUUAAUGACUGUUUUUCAAUUACCAAGUAACUUUGCAAGUGUCAUUUUCUUUUGGCAGGAACAAAUGUUUCCCAACAAUGACCCUCUCUAUUGGGUUAAAGACUGGCUUAAGAGUUCUCCCUAAGGUGGCCUGACUAUGGCAAAUAACUCCUUAAGUCUUUCUGGUUACUUAUUAAGGAAAUUUCCUAACAGAAAAGAUGAUACUUACCUGCUGCAUACUUUUGUAUCUGUAACACAUCAGUAUACAGAAAUAUGCUUUGAGGUCGGGUAUGCAAGUGAUUAGGGUUUGUUCCCUGUAAGAUUAUUUAUAGAUCUGUCACAUUGUUUUGUUUCAUUUUUAUAAACUAUCAGUGUUGGGCUGUUCUUGAUACAUUAUAUUAGCAAUCUGGAAAAACUGUCCUAAGGUGUUCCAAAUUUAUCUUAUUAAUCUUCAGUUUACCGGAGUCCAGUAUUGCCUAAAUUGUAUUUGAGAGAUUAGCUUCUAGACUUGAUAAAAACAAACUGAACUGUUAGCAUAAUAUUCUAAGUAGGUUUUUAAAUUAGUUGUUUUAAAUUUCUUAAGAAAAUCA